Messenger RNA from Schizosaccharomyces octosporus yFS286, 2006 nucleotides. RefSeq names its product pheromone p-factor receptor. Gene Ontology annotation, cellular component: membrane; G protein-coupled receptor homodimeric complex. Gene Ontology annotation, biological process: G protein-coupled receptor signaling pathway. Gene Ontology annotation, molecular function: pheromone binding; mating-type factor pheromone receptor activity. Bases 398 to 1444 code for a protein of 348 amino acids. Lineage: Eukaryota; Fungi; Ascomycota; Schizosaccharomycetes; Schizosaccharomycetales; Schizosaccharomycetaceae. The transcript has a single exon. The record is from RefSeq and is a predicted model, not a curated record.
GGUAAAGCAAAGGUAUAAAUGACCAUGCCCGACAGAACUUCUUCUCAAGGAAGAAGAAAUACAAAAUAACUCAAGCAGUUUCAUUGCAAGUACUACUGCUGCCUGCUAUAGAAUAGUUUGUUUAAGGAUAUUAUCGCUUGUUUAGGAAACCAUAAGGGCUAAUCCAUAUUCGUUUUUUUCCAUUACAUAAUCUUUUUUGGAAGCCUUUUUUUGUCUUAAAGGAUCUGACCUUGUUUACGCUUUGAUAUUGGCUGGAAAUCUUUUGGUGACUUUUGGAAUUUUGAUUCUGUAGGGUCUCGAGUGAAUUGACACUCGGCAGUUGGGAAUUUAUUUUGAUUUUUAGAUACACAGUUAUCAAGUUUUCUUGAUCAACAAGUUAGGAAAUUCGUCAAUCAUCAUGAGGGAACCCUGGUGGAAAAACUACUAUACCAUGAAUGGGACUCAGGUCCAAAACCAAAGUAUACCCAUAUUGUCGACACAAGGAUACAUCCAGGUUCCUUUGUCCACUAUUGAUAAAGCUGAGCGUAACCGCAUUUUAACCGGUAUGACAGUUUCCGCUCAGUUAGCUUUAGGAGUGUUGAUAAUGGUUAUGAGUAUUCUUUUGUCAUCUCCCGAGAAAAGAAAAACACCUGUGUUUAUUGUGAACUCGGCUAGUAUCAUUUCUAUGUGCAUUCGCGCUAUUUUAAUGAUUGUGAACCUGUGCAGCGAGAGUUACAGCCUUGCAGUCAUGUAUGGAUUCGUAUUUGAACUUGUCGGUCAGUAUGUUCAUGUCUUUGAUAUUCUAGUUAUGAUUAUCGGCACGAUUAUUAUCAUUACAGCGGAAGUUAGCAUGCUCUUGCAAGUUCGCAUCAUCUGUGCGCAUGACAGGAAAACUCAACGAAUCGUGACUUGCAUUAGCUCUGGUUUGUCUCUUAUAGUAGUGGCUUUUUGGUUUACCGACAUGUGCCAAGAAAUCAAGUACCUUCUAUGGUUGACUCCAUACAACAACCACCAGAUUUCUGGAUAUUAUUGGGUCUAUUUUGUUGGAAAGAUUCUUUUUGCUGUGAGCAUCAUGUUCCAUAGUGCAGUCUUUUCUUAUAAAUUAUUCCAUGCGAUACAGAUUCGAAAGAAAAUUGGUCAAUUUCCUUUUGGCCCUAUGCAGUGUAUUUUAAUUAUUAGCUGUCAAUGCUUAUUUGUACCUGCUAUCUUUACUAUUAUUGACAGCUUUAUUCACACAUACGAUGGUUUUAGUUCGAUGACCCAAUGUUUAUUGAUUGUUUCGCUCCCACUUUCUAGUUUAUGGGCAUCAAGCACCGCAUUGAAGCUUCAAAGCUUAAAGAGCACAACGUCUCCUGGAGAUACUACACAGGUUUCCAUUCGUGUGGAUCGUACUUAUGACAUUAAACGCAUUCCCACUGAAGAGCUUUCCAGCGUUGAUGAGACUGAGAUCAAGAAAUGGCCCUAAUUUACUUUGAUAUUUUGUUUUUCUCUUUUUUAUACCUUAACAACACACUCUUUUUCUGUUUUCCUAUGUCUUUUGUAAAACAGGCUUGCAUAUCUACUUGGUAGCAUUGAUAUUGCUCAAGUUUUACGUGUCUUUCAUGUUACGGAAAAUAUACGCGGGCUUAUGAACCAAUUAAUUUAAUUAAUUUAAUUUAUUUUUAUUUUUACUUUACUACAGUCCUAUUCAGCGUGAGUGUUUGUUGGCUAUGUGUGUACAAUAUACUCAGCUACAAUCGUAGUCAAGAAGUCAAUUCUCCUUUUUGUUUUCAAUAGUUACUCUUUAUAUUUCUUUUCUGCUCGUGACAACUGUUCCGGAAGGUUGCAGCUUUUCUUUCCAGUUUAAGGAAGAGAGAACUUUGGUUUGAUAAUAUUCAAACAGUCAGCGCAUCAACAUUGUCCUCAUAAAACCUGAGCUGAGCCGAGCCGAGCCAUUCUUGAAUCUUUUCUAAAGUAAUUUUUAUUAUAUAUAUUUUCUUUUUAUUCCUGUUUUAAUCCCGAAUAAAACCAUCAUUUUACUGCUUCAA